Messenger RNA from Salvelinus fontinalis (brook trout), 1975 nucleotides. Its product is annotated as zinc finger protein 436-like. NCBI's taxonomy places the organism in Eukaryota, Metazoa, Chordata, Actinopteri, Salmoniformes, Salmonidae. The coding region runs from base 395 to 1438 and encodes 347 amino acids. Gene Ontology annotation, cellular component: PcG protein complex; transcription regulator complex. The record is from RefSeq and is a predicted model, not a curated record. The transcript has 5 exons. Gene Ontology annotation, molecular function: DNA-binding transcription factor activity, RNA polymerase II-specific; RNA polymerase II cis-regulatory region sequence-specific DNA binding. Gene Ontology annotation, biological process: regulation of transcription by RNA polymerase II.
AACAUUUUAGUUCUAGUGACGUCCCUGACUCCUAUCCUUUAACUUUUUGUCUGAAAAUAAAAUAUACGUUUUUCUUAACUGCGUUACCCACUCCAGUCAGCAGAUGGCGGUCUGCGACUUUAAGGCAAUGCUGCUACUGUGACGUAUAAUCUAGUGGACGGAACGCUUCUUUCAACAGCAGCAACAGACAGUCAGCAACCUCGGUAGCUUGCUAGCCAAAAUAGCCGAUCCAAUAAAGCUCUUCAGACGCUUUAGUGUAUAUUAGCCACUGUGUUUUAAACCCUCGUCUGUCGUCUAGUUAGUUGUCGAUUUAAUUUCAUAUUUACGGUGUUGUAGUUAUUAGUCAGUUAGCGGGCUGGUUAAGUUAGCAUUAGCCUAGCUAACAUCCCCGACCAUGCGGUCACUAAGCUACUCUCCUAAAGAAGAGGAGAUCUGCUGGACGAAGAAAGAGGUUAUGUGGCUAAACAUUGUCGUGAAAGAGGAGGAAGAGGAUGUCAAAAUACAAAAACAGGUAGACGGUGAGGCUGUUACAGUGAAAGAAGAGAAAGACGUUUCAGUGAAAGAAGAGGAAGAUGCGUUCAGAGUGAAAGAGGAGGAGGAUGUUACAGUGAAAGAGGAGGAGAAAGAGGAAGAUUCUGUUUUUGGAGUGAAAGAGGAGGAGGGGGAGAUGACUGUCACAUUGGAGGAAGGGGAGGAUGAAGAUGAGGAAACUGGAUAUCUGGGCUCGGUUUCCCAAAGGCAUGUUAAGGCAUACAAUGGCUCUAACGAUGAACGGGCCCUGAUUAACACUAGAGAGAGACGUGACUAUCGUGGAUCCUAUGGGGAGCCUCAACAACCUCAUGAUGCUGAGGAGGCAGAGAAGAGUCUCUCCACAUCGAAACACCAGCAGAGAACCACAGGGAAGAAAUCUCAUUGCUGCUCUGACUGUGGGAAAGGUUGCACAUCUUCAUCAGAACUUAAAAUACACCAGAGAACACACACAGGAGAGAAACCUUAUAGCUGUGAUCAAUGUGGGAUGAGUUUUACUACAUCAAGCCAUCUGAUUCGACACCAGAGAUCACACACAGGAGAGAAACCUUAUAGCUGUGAUCAAUGUGAGAAGAGUUUUACUACAUCUUGCUAUCUGACUGUACACCAGAGAACACACACAGGAGAGAAGCCUUAUAUCUGUGAUCAAUGUGGGAAGAGUUUUCCUACAUCUAGCCAGCUGAGUUCACACCAGAGAAUACACACAGGAGAGAAACCUUAUAGCUGUGAUCAAUGUGGGAAGAGUUUUACUACAUCAAGCCAGCUGACUUCACACCAGAGAACACACACAGGAGAGAAACCUCAUAGCUGUGAUCAAUGUGGACAGAACAUGGACACAAUGCAAUUGGGAUCAAGAAGAAGGACUCGAGAGCACAGCAGUGAUUCUGCUCUUGCCCAACCUCUUCAAUGAGGACCCGAGUGGCCUUUAUGUCCGUGGCAAGAUUUCACCGCUCCUCACUCCUUUACUGCACAUCGGCGGAAAUCCAUUUCACCAUGAGAGUGAAAUCCCGCUGGCCUUUGAUGGGGAGAACAUCCACGCCCUCGAGGACGUCCCCAUGGGACAUGGGGCUCUGCUAGGGCUGUAUUUUAAAAUUUAUGUUCUAAAGUUACUGUGUUCUGGGGAUAAGAGAAGUUGGGGUGAAAUUACCAGGGCCGGUCAUAAAGAUGGCAAACUUCCUAACAUGACUAAGUGGAUACGAUAUACACACUAAAGCUGAAAAAUCUGUAUUUAGCAUCAAGUCUACAAUAUUGUUAGUUUACCUAUGAUUUAUUUUUAAUGUAUGUUGUUUUUAUUGUACAUCAUUAUUUUAGAUUUUUUAAAUGUCCUGAAAAGCACUAUACAAAGUAAAUGUAUUAUUUAUUAUGGUCUGACAUGUCUGCAGAAAUGUUGCAAUUUUGUCAUGUGUUUUUUUUUUUGUAAAUUGUUUUGUAAAUAUUAAUUCACAUU